Trichosurus vulpecula (common brushtail) is the source of this 5760-nucleotide messenger RNA. It is a transcript of the gene DENND1A, whose product is annotated as DENN domain containing 1A. Gene Ontology annotation, cellular component: cytosol; clathrin-coated vesicle. The transcript has 24 exons. NCBI's taxonomy places the organism in Eukaryota, Metazoa, Chordata, Mammalia, Diprotodontia, Phalangeridae. The record is from RefSeq and is a predicted model, not a curated record. Gene Ontology annotation, molecular function: phosphatidylinositol phosphate binding; guanyl-nucleotide exchange factor activity. Bases 61 to 3384 code for a protein of 1107 amino acids. Gene Ontology annotation, biological process: endocytic recycling; endocytosis.
GAGAGGCUGGGGCCGGGCAGCGCCGAGUGGGGCCGGGGCCCAUGAGGAGUCCCGGGGACCAUGGGCUCCAGGAUCAGGCAAAAUCCAGAGACUACAUUUGAAGUGUAUGUCGAAGUGACCUCUCCUGGGACAAGGGGCCCUCUUUCAGGUCCUGAGGUGCAGAGGCAAUUCCCAGAGGACUACAGUGACCAGGAAGUUCUACAGACUUUGACCAAGUUUUGUUUCCCCUUCUGUGUGGACAGCCUUACAGUGAGCCAAGUUGGCCAGAACUUCACAUUUGUGCUUACUGACAUUGACAGCAAGCAGAGGUUUGGCUUCUGCCGCUUAUCUUCGGGAGCUAAGAGCUGCUUCUGCAUCUUAAGCUAUCUACCCUGGUUUGAAGUUUUUUAUAAACUACUCAACAUCUUGGCGGAUUAUACAGCAAAAGGACAGGAGAGUCAAAGGAAUGAGCUGCUUGAAACACUUUACAAACUUCCCAUCCCUGAUCCAGGAAUGGCUGUCCAUCUCAGUGUGCACUCUUACUUUACUGUGCCUGACACAAGAGAACUUCCCAGCAUACCUGAAAAUAGAAAUCUGACUGAAUAUUUUGUGGCUGUGGAUGUCAACAACAUGCUACACCUCUAUGCCAGUAUGUUAUAUGAACGAAGAAUCCUCAUCAGCAGCAGCAAGCUGAGCACUUUAACUGCCUGUAUCCAUGGGUCUGCCGCUAUGCUCUACCCGAUGUUCUGGCAACAUGUUUACAUCCCAGUUUUGCCCCCACAUCUGUUAGACUACUGCUGUGCUCCCAUGCCCUACCUCAUAGGAAUACAUUUAAGUCUAAUGGAGAAAGUAAGGACUAUGGCCCUGGAAGAUGUUGUGAUCCUGAAUGUGGAUACUAACACUCUGGAAACUCCUUUUGAUGAUCUUCAGAGCCUCCCAAAUGAUGUGGUUUCUUCAUUGAAGAACAGGCUAAAGAAGGUCUCUACCACAACUGGGGAUGGUGUUGCCAGAGCCUUCCUAAAGGCACAGGCUGCUUUUUUUGGAAGUUACAGGAAUGCGUUGAAGAUUGAACCUGAGGAACCAAUAACAUUUUCUGAAGAAACCUUUGUGUCCCAUCGAUCCAGUGCCAUGAGACAAUUCCUUCAGAAUGCGAUACAACUUCAACUGUUUAAACAGUUUAUUGAUGGCCGCUUGGAUCUUCUCAAUUCUGGAGAAGGCUUCAGUGAUGUCUUUGAAGAAGAGAUAAAUAUGGGAGAGUAUGCUGGGAGUGAUAAACUAUAUCACCAGUGGCUCUCUACCGUGAGGAAAGGAAGUGGAGCAAUUUUGAAUACUGUCAAAACCAAGGCUAACCCUGCUAUGAAGACUGUCUAUAAGUUUGCAAAAGAUCAUGCAAAACUGGGAAUAAAAGAGGUGAAAAACCGCUUGAAGCAAAAGGAUAUUGCUGAAAAUGGCUGUAGCCCAGCCACAGAAGAUCCUUUACCAAAGGCUGCUCCUUCACCAUUGGCUGAAACAAAGGAUUCCAAAUUCCGAGAAGACAGGAGGCCCAUCACCGUGCACUUUGGGCAGCCUCAAAGACCUUGUCCUCCUCGGCCUCCUCCUCCAAAGAUACACCGCUGGGCACAGCCCGUCCGCCCCCCAAGACCUCAAGUUGUCAAGCGACCAAAGAGUAAUGUCACCAUGGAAGGACGAAGAACUUCGGUGUCAAGCCCUGACCACCUGGUAAAGCCCUUGCGACACUAUACGGUCUUUCUCUCUGAAGACUCCUCUGAUGAUGAUCAGCGGGAAGAGGACCCUUUCUCUGGCUAUUCUGACAACUUCUUCUUCUGUACUCCCUUUGAAUGGCCUCUGCCAUACCGGGUCCUGAGAGAGUCAGACAGUGCAGACGGAGAAGAGGCAGGGAGCCCAGAAAAGCGGGCAAAAGAAACCCUAGGUCCUCCACCACCACCACCUGACAGAAUUGCAGAUAUCAACCUCCUGGAGGACAUCUUCAGCAGUUUGGAGGUAGAGCAGCUGCCUCAGCCCCUGAGCCAAGCUAAGAGCUUAGAAGACCUCAGACCAUCUAAGAAUCAGGGGGACCAGCCUUGCACUUUCGAUUACCAGAGAAUGGACCUGUGCUCAAGUGAAAGAAGCAGAAUAAUGCCUGGGCUGAAGCUCGCUCAUCCUUACAACAAACUGUGGAGCAUGGGCCAGGAUGACAUGGCCAUUCCUACCAAACAUUCUCAGCCUUCCCCAGAAAGGCCCCUGGCAUCUCUAGGGAAUACUCCCUCUCUGCCUCGGAGACCCCGAAGCCGGGAUAGCAUCUUGACCCAUGGAGAGAAAGAGGAAACCCCCACUCCUACACAGGGCAACAUCACCAUCCCCAGACCUCAGGGAAGGAAGACACCAGAGCUGGGCAUUGUACCCCCACCACCUACAGCCCGGCCUGCAAAGCUUCAACCCUUUAUCACCACUGAGCCUGGGAAGACCCCAGGCCUUGGGCCCUCUGACUCCACCUCUGAACGGAUACCAGAGGCAUUUGGGAAUUCAGCCCUCUCUAGGGAUGUGGAAAGUCGACCACCUCUCGGUUAUCUGCCACCCCCACCAAGGCUUCUCCCUACGCCUAGUAGUGCCACUGAUAUUCUCAAGCCAGUCCGUGUGGUCACAGACCCUGCAGGCUGUGAGAGUGAUUACCUGUUGACUCUCCUUGACCCUCUAAAGACCGGCUGGCCAGACAGGGCUGCCCCUGGCUCUGUAGCUCCCAAUACAAGUGGCUUUCCCUGUGGUGUGGGCGACUUUACCCCUGCAUCCACUCCAUUUGGGCCCAAGCUGGGCUUCCCUUCAGCUUCAGCCACCACCCCAUUCCUCCAACCACCACUCAACCCCUUCACCCAACAUGUGCCAACAGCUCUGCCAGUGUCUAUGACCCAGUGUGUUGGGGGACCCUUUGCUCCCUCUCCAGCCUCCCUGGGCCCGGCUUUUACUCCCAGCUUUAUGGCAUCUAGCCCUGGCUUUUAUACCCCACAGAGACCUCAGCCCAGCCUCUCAGCUCUCUCCAUGCCUAAUCUGUUUGGCCAGGCUCCCCCAGGGCCACAUGUCAGCUCCUGCCCACCACCAGGCCAUGGCCCCACCCAAGGUGGCCCAAGCCAAUCCAGCCACUUGGGUGGCCCUUCUAAAAUCCGAACGUUGCCCCUAGUGCGUUCCAGCUCAAGGCCAGCUGAGGCCAAGCAGGGGUUGAUCCUGAGACCUGGAGACCCUCCGGUGGUUCCCCCCAGGCCCUUCAAUAGCCUAGAGCCAGUAUUACAGUCUUCGGGCCCCAGAGAAACCAGGGAUCCAUUUGAGGAUUUGUUACAGAAGACUAAGCAGGAGAUUGCGCCCACUCAAGGAAAAGUGGAGCAGCUUCGGAAGCGUUGGGAAACUUUUGAGUAAGAUCCAAAGAAGAAUUUGAGGUUGGUAGAGAGGGGUGUGUAUUUUUGGAAGGUGUUUGGGGUUUGUCUAAAUCCAACAGUUUUGAAGCAUUAAAGGAUGAAGGCUAUUGUAAAGAAAUAAUAUCCUCCACUCCCUCUUCUCCCUGUCUCCUCUUCCCUAGCCAUGACUUCCAAGCAGUUUCUACUGAUGGAAAUGAAUUUUGACUCAAUGAAACCCCACUUUGUCCAGCUCUUCCUAAGGUUUUUGCCACUGCCAUCAGAAGUGAGACUUGGCCUGCAUUUUGGCCCUAUCCUUCCUGUGGGUUUCUGCACUGACCCCUUGAUGAUUAGUUUCUCCCUUCUGAUACCACCCCCACCAGCAAGGGAGCCAAUUUCUUUUCUCCUAGCCCCUUAACCUGGUCAGGUCCCCCUGUACUCAACAGUUGUGGACUGGUAAGGAUGUCAGUAUUACCCAUGGCCUUACUCAAGACAAUUAAACCCAAGUUGGGUGUCAGAAGAGGCUCUCCCUACUCUCCCCACCCUAACUCCUCAUCUCAAGAUUUAAGUUCUAUUGUUCUUAGACAAUCUUCAUCUUAGACAUUCUUCAAAGCCUACCUAGAAGUAGAGACCCAAUCAUCUAACUAUACUCACUUUCAUAGGGAGUGUUGGAUUUUUUGGUUUUUUUUGUCAUUUAAGAUGCUAGGGAUCAUUGAUCCUUGAAGUUCCUAUUUCAGGAAAACAUAGCACAGAGCCAGCCCUGGACACCAGCAACUUUGAUUUUUAGAAGAUUUUAAAAAAGACAUCAGAAGGAGUCAUUAAGAGGAGCCCUUAUAAUAUACCCUUGCUCUUGUAGCUCUAUGUUAACACGAUAUAUAAGUGUCCUAAAUGGCCGUAUCUGAACUGGAUAUCAUAGUAGCUUAUUUUAUUAUCAAAGUCAGGGCCCACAUAGCCUAUCUAUCCUGGGAGGUAGCCCUGUUCAACCUAGGUGGAAAAAGACUGGGAGCCAAAACUCAGACUGAGUUUUGUCUCAUGAAAGCAUCCAGCUCCACGUCAUAGCCUUUGGGUUAAUGCUGUUGAUUUUCCCUUAUGUAGGACAGCAUUAGGACCCACCUGAGGUCUUCCCUUCACACAUACCCGGGCUUUCAGAGAGAGCCGGUUGGGGGGAAAGAGAUCUUGCAGGGGGUAGGGAGGAGAAAAUCAUUUUGCCCGCAUUAGAUGUUCUUUGGCUACUUCAUGGUGACAGAAGGGGAAAGUUAGCCCUCCCUCCCCUCCCCUCCACUCCCCUCCAGCUAGAAUCUGAUGAAAUCAAGGGUUGGCUCUCAGAAGAGCCUCAAAUCUGUGCCUCUUCUCUCCAGGAGCAGGGCCAGUGCUCAUUUUGCCCACACCUGAGUUAAGUUGAAAAUGAUAGUUUUGGUGUUUUUAAUCUGUAAUUUUCCCUCCUUUAUUUUAUCCAAUUCAUUGUGUCUUGGAUGGGGGCAAGCCUUGAUGGUUGAACUGAAACUUGUUCAGGCUGUCUAGGUUUAAAAAAAAAACAACCACCUUUGAGGACAAAGGAAAUUGUUCACAUUUCGACCUGGUCUUUCAUUUCCUGAUUUUGGAUGAGCUGGCUCAUCCGUGAAGCCUACUGCUGUAGCAACCGAGUGCCCUGGAUUCUGAGCCCCACCCAAGCAAUCCUAUCUGUAAUCAUGAAGAUGUCCACAGCUCAGGGAGAGCCGUGUGGGCCUCAUUGACGAUCUUGACUUCUGGGAAUGCUUGCUCCUUUGGCAAACCAGACAGUCACUUUUGGAUUCAGGGACUAGGAGUAGUCUCUAAGAGCUUUGUCCUCAACCAUGAAGCAUGUGUGAUUCAGAAGGGGAAGUCGCUUCAUCAACUGGAGUUGGAUGAAGAACUCGAAUCUUUGAAUUUGUUCCUUAAACCAGGCCAGACUGGACUGCUCAGCCCAACACUGGAAUGAAUAGAAGGUCAAUCACAAUGACCCCCAAAGCAAUGCAUGCUUAGAUUUCCAUGGUUUCAUUCUCCCCUUAGUGGCAUGUGCCAAGGAUCAGUGCCAUGCCAGGGGAUAUAUCAGUGAUGCCCAGGCACGCACAACACUCCUCCCCAUCCUAGAAAGGCAUCUUUCCACUCUCCUCUUUUAUGUCUAGCACUGGGAGCCCUUCAGACUGAGGCUGGGUCAGAAGGGCACACACGAACAGGACACUGAAGAAGCCAAGACCAUUGUAAGGACAGGUGGCUCGUGUUUCAUCUUGUGAACAACACUUGCGGAAAUUGGGUGGAAAUAGUAGUCAAUGUAUUGUCCACAUACGAGCACUGUAUGUCCCUUUCUUCACUUACUGGAUUGAAUUUGCAAACCUGGGAAUUAAUUUUCUGUGACAGCUCAAUAAAAUCCUCUAGGGCAGAA